AUUUAUUUAGUUAGUUAGUUAGUUUGGGGGCCACACUCAGCAGUGCUCAGGACUUACUGCUGGCUCUGCACUCGGGAAUUGCUUCUGGCAGGUUGGGGAGGGGAAUUAUCCGGGUGCCAGGAAUGAAGCAGGUAAGCCCCCUCCCCUCCCCGUUAUACUAUUUCUGCAUUCCAAGCGGCUGAAUUCUGAAAGCGUUGUUUUCAUUUCCCUUAUCAGUGUAUCUCACUGUCUGAUGCAUGCAUACUAGAUUCAGUGACCAUGUAGAAAUCCAGUCUCAGAUUUUAUUUUAUUAUUUUUUUUUUAGCAACUUACUUGGAGAAACACAGACGAAUGCAGCCCUGGAGGAGCAGGUUCUAAUCUUAGCUCUAAGAAAUCUUCCCACCACUCAGAUGGUGAGGGGAUGUCAAGGAGGGUCACAAGACUGAGGGGGAAAAAAAAUUCAGAUUGCUCAUCUUGCAAAAUCUUGCUGCCUUUUUCCCGAUGGAUGAUCUUUCAGUUCUUUGCAGGCCCAAAGACAGUGGCUACAAAUCGGGUGAGCGAAGACAGGUAAAAGGGGGUGGGAUGAGCAGCAAACGCGGACUCGCAGGGACGGACAACAGCGCGGGAGAAGAAACGGAGCUGGACGGCUUUGGAGGCCCCUGACUUUGGGGAAAUAGGGCUGAGUGAGUGGCCUUUUCACCAGUUGCGCAAUUUGGCAUCUGCGACCGGGGAAGCCCCACGUGAGCGCAGCUGGCAUCUCGGUUCUCUUUUCCCUGCCCCGCGGCAGGCACCCACCCAGCAGAACCCACGGGCGCCGAGCUGGCCCGCGGGCGAGGGAGACCGCGCGGGCGCGGGGCACCGGGUCGUCUGAGCUGGCAUCACGCGUGCGACCCGGUGUGGGCGUGUGGGCACCCCGGGAGCAGCGGGCGCUCUGCAGCGCGCAUUUUGCGUCUGGACUCUCUUGCGGGUGUCUCCCCAGCAGGCCCCGUCAGUCCAGGAGCAGGGAGAAAGCGCGGUUUGGAGGCGCUGCGGCGGACACCCCAGGUUGAACUACUGGACAAUGCCACGUGCUUGGUGGACACUGUGGACAUUGGGGGCCAUCCUCAUCCUCUCCCAAGGAGGGGUCCCCGAUCAGACUACCCUAUCUUGUGACCCCAGUGGCAUCUGUGAUGGCCGCUCUAGAGACUUCCACAGCAUUCCCUCUGGGCUCACAGCGGCAGUGAGAAGCCUUGACCUGUCCAAUAAUAAGAUCGCCUCCGUGAGCAAGACUGACCUGCAGGGGUGUGUGAACCUCCAGACUCUGAAGUUGAGGGUCAAUGAAAUAACCAGCAUAGAGGAAGAUUCCUUCCAUCCUCUGGGGCUUCUUGAACAUUUAGAUUUAUCCUAUAACCAACUAUCAAAUUUAUCAUCCUCCUGGUUCCGGCCCCUGUCUUCCUUGAAAUACCUGGAUUUACGGGAAAAUCCUUAUCAGACACUUGGGGCAAUGCCUCUUUUUUCUGCUCUCACCCACUUGCGAGUCCUGAGAAUCGGGCAGAGCUCUACCUUCACGAAGAUUCAGAAGACGGACUUGGCUGGGCUGAUGUUCCUUGAGCAACUGGAGAUCGAGGCUUUCAGACUGCAGACAUAUGAGCCCACGAGCCUGGCAUCCGUGCAGCGUAUCCGCCACCUGACCCUUCACCUGAAGCAGCACUUUUGGCUGCUGGAGAUAUUCAUGGAUCUUGUCCAUUCUGUGGAAUCCUUGGAGCUGAGAGGGACUGACCUGAAAGAGUUCCACUUCCCAGACCUGCCUGUCUCCAAAGGCAGUUCCCCGAUGAGAAAGCUCACCUUUAGAGGCGUGGAGACAACCGAUGCAAGUUUCACUGGGCUGCUGAGUCUGUUUAAUCACGCCACAGGCGUGCAGGAAGUGGAGUUUGACGACUGCACCCUUGACGGACAGGGAGCCUUUUACCCCUCUGAGAGGCAGGUGAAAGCCACCAGGAGCCUGGAGACGUUAACCAUCAGGACCCUACAGAUCCCCAAGUUCUUCUUAUUUUAUGACCUGCAGAGUAUCUAUUCCCUCAUAGGUGGCAUGAAAAGCAUCACGAUAGAAAACAGCAAGGUGUUCCUGGUCCCCUGCUCCCUUUCCCAGCACCUCAAGUCCUUGGAGUACUUGGAUCUCAGCGACAAUUUAAUGGUGGAGGAAUACUUGAGCAACUCCGCCUGUGAGGGCGCCUGGCCCUGCCUCCAGACCUUGAUUUUAAGGGCGAAUCAUUUGACGUCGCUGGAAAAGACUGCCACCAUCCUGCUGACACUGAAAAAUCUCACCAAGCUCGAUAUCAGCAAGAACAGUUUUCUUUCCAUGCCCACAACGUGUCGCUGGCCUGAAAAGAUGAACCACCUGAAUUUAUCCAGCACCCGGAUGAACAGUCUGAGCUCCUGCCUCCCCGCCACCUUGGAAGUGUUGGACGUUAGCAAUAACAACCUCCAAUCCUUUUCUUUGAGGCUGCCACAGCUCAGAGAGCUCUAUCUCUCCAGAAACAAGUUGAAGACACUCCCCAGUGCCUCCUGCCUACCCGCCUUGCGAGUCCUGAGCAUCCGCAGGAAUAUGAUCAAUACUUUCUCCAAGGAGGAACUCGACGCUUUUCAAGAGCUGAAAGCGUUGGACGUGGGGAACAACAAUUUUAUUUGCUCCUGUGAGUUCCUUUCUUUCACGCGGGAGCAGCCAGGGCUGGCCCAGCUCCUCAGAGACUGGCCUGACCACUAUCUGUGUGACUCGCCCGCCUAUGUGCGGGGCCAACGGGUUCAGGACACGCAACUUUCGGUCUCUGAGUGUCACCUGGCAGCUCUGGUCUCCGUCACGUGCUGUGUCCUUCUCCUCUUGAUCCUGCUCAUUGUGGUUCUGUGUCAUCGUUUCCACGGACUGUGGUACCUGAAAAUGACCUGGGCCUGGCUGAAGGCCAAGAGGAAGCCCCGGAGGGCGGUCCCGAGGGACAUCUGCUAUGAUGCCUUUGUGUCCUAUAGUGAACACGACUCCUACUGGGUGGAGACCCUCAUGGUCCAGGAGCUGGAGCACUUCGAUCCGCCCUUGAAGCUGUGUCUGCACAAGCGGGACUUCAUUCCCGGCAAAUGGAUCAUCGACAACAUCAUUGACUGCAUCGAGAAGAGCCACAAAACCAUCUUCGUACUCUCGGAAAGCUUUGUGAAGAGCGAGUGGUGCAAGUACGAGCUGGACUUCUCCCAUUUCCGGCUCUUCGACGAGAACAACGAUGCUGCUAUUCUCGUCCUCCUGGAGCCCAUAGAGAAGAGGGCCAUCCCCCAGCGUUUCUGUAAACUGCGCAAGGUCAUGAAUACCAAGACCUACCUGGAGUGGCCCCCUGAUGAAGCACAGCAACAGGGCUUCUGGUUAAGUCUGAGAGCUGCAAUCAAGUCCUAGCUUCCUCCCCAAUAGGCCAGUGUCAGCC
Molecule: messenger RNA, 3419 nt
Organism: Sorex araneus (European shrew)
Lineage: Eukaryota; Metazoa; Chordata; Mammalia; Eulipotyphla; Soricidae
Gene: TLR2
Product: toll like receptor 2
Exons: 2
Coding region: 1040-3391 (783 amino acids)
Biological process (GO): toll-like receptor signaling pathway; immune response; inflammatory response
Cellular component (GO): membrane
Molecular function (GO): protein binding; transmembrane signaling receptor activity; triacyl lipopeptide binding
Source: RefSeq, a predicted model, not a curated record